Messenger RNA from Oncorhynchus tshawytscha (Chinook salmon), 1549 nucleotides. Its product is annotated as transmembrane protein 88. Gene Ontology annotation, molecular function: PDZ domain binding. Gene Ontology annotation, cellular component: plasma membrane. The coding region runs from base 85 to 726 and encodes 213 amino acids. The transcript has 4 exons. NCBI's taxonomy places the organism in Eukaryota, Metazoa, Chordata, Actinopteri, Salmoniformes, Salmonidae. The record is from RefSeq and is a predicted model, not a curated record.
AAGAGAAGGAGGAGAGAGACGAAAAGGAGAAGAGAAGAGUGAGGAAGAGAGAGAGGCUCUACCAGGCUGCACGUCAAUUUGACCAUGAGUGUGAUCGGUACACUGGAGAAGGGGGCCCACCACCAGGCUCUGGAGCUCUCCGAGGAGCUCUCUCCCCUCAACCACCACCACCUCCAGCACUCCAACUCUCUGGCCUCCAGCGCUCCUGUGGGGACCCCCUCCGGCGUGGUGGUGCCUCCCCCGUACUCUGCAGCUGAGAGUGGGGGAGGUGGUAGUGACGCUCCCCUGGAGCUCCGAGGCUCUCUGGACUGCUGGGCGUGCUCAGUGCUGGUGACGGCCCAGAACCUGGUCAUCGCUGGGAUCAAUGCCUGCCUGGCCGGACUGGUGUUCGGACUCAUCCUCAUCCCCGCCAUCGCCAUGGUGGUGUUCGGGUUCCUCUGUCAUUCUACGGUGCGCCCUCAUGGGACGUCGCGCUACUGCUCGGACCUGCUGAAUGACGGUGGCUGUGUGGCCCUCCUGGUUGUGGGUUUCCUCCUGGUUACACCCCUCCUGGUCCUGGCUCUGGCCGCCUACUGCCGCCUGGCCCGCCACCUCCAGCUGGGGCUCUGCUUUAUACCAUACUCCAGGGCUAUCUACAAGAACCUGCCCGCCACACAGCACCCUGGCCUGGGAGGGGGCUGCUGUGGAGGCAGUGGCGCUGGAGGGGAGGGAGAAGGGAAGGGGUGACGCCAGCGGGACUCUCAGACUCUCAAACAUGCCACAGCCUGUUCCAGAUGACAUACCUGGACUAAAGUACCUGCUACAGCUUCACACAACUGCCUAUAUGCCAGGAACCUUCCCUUUUUGGGAAUAAAGCAUAUGGUCUGCUUUUGAUACCGUGUUCAAAUCAAGCCACAAUAUGUCAUAGUCAAAGUCAUUCUUAAAUAAUUCAAAACUCUUGUCAUAGUCGUGUACCUGUUGCGUCGUUUCAUGUGGGCUGCCCACUGCCAGUUUGUUCAAUUAUUAAAUUGUUUGACUUUUAUAUGAAUUAUUGACAACAAUGAGAGAGGGAACUUCUGCAUCGAGACUUUCCAUGGAAACAUCAUACAGUACGUCAUCGGCGUGUUCCUCCGAGUUGGUUAAGUUAUUUUCCUUUUAGCAAACAUUUCUUUCACAUUAUCUUUUUUUUUGUAUCUUCUUUAGUUUAAUCCGAUAAGUCAGAAUAGUAAAAAUAAGCAAUAAACCAUAUUAUUUUUUAUUAAAUCUUUUUGUCAUGAAGUUUUCGUGAUCUGGGUAUUGGUAAUUCAAUACUGGCCAACAGUUCAGGAAGAAGGCAGACAACUGAUCGGUUCUCCUCCAGUACCAAAAUCUUAACCCAAUUUAACCCAGAGUUACAUCAUGGAAAACAACAACAAAUUAACUAUAAGAAGGAUUCCUUGAUAAAGCACCAAACCUGUAGGGGAGAUUGGGGUAUGUUGAGCCACCCCUUUUUUCUAGGAAACCAUACACAAAAUGAAUAAUGACCAAAUAUUUAGGAAGAGGUAAUCAUUUCAUGGAGUCUGUGAAGGAA